Molecule: messenger RNA, 420 nt
Organism: Clonostachys byssicola
Lineage: Eukaryota; Fungi; Ascomycota; Sordariomycetes; Hypocreales; Bionectriaceae
Source: the annotation of a GenBank genome assembly
AUGCGGUUCUCCACUAUCCUCUCUGUUCUCGCCUUUACUUCGUAUGCUGCUGCGCAGCACGACGACCUCGAUGCCCGUGACAUUGACCACAGCAUCGAGCUCACGGCCCGGGCUGCUCAUGCCAGGGCUUACGCUGAUGCCUACGAUGAAGCUCUCGCGCACUACAGGCGCACUAUCCCUUCUCGUGUCUUUGCCCGCAACACCCUGCAAUGUCAAGGCCAGCCCGGUCUCUGUCAGAAGGGCCGCUGCAUGGUCAAUAUCAAGGCCCAGGGCAAAAAGAUGGACUGCGGCGCCUGCAGGGGAGAAAUGGCCCAAUGUAGCGGAUCGGGCCCAAAGGACCCUCAGAUCGCUGCUAUGGAGGCUCAGGCUGGUGGUUUCAAGGUGGGCUCUAAGAAGUCCUCUCCCAAGAAGAGCAAAUAA